Molecule: messenger RNA, 681 nt
Organism: Chironomus riparius
Lineage: Eukaryota; Metazoa; Arthropoda; Insecta; Diptera; Chironomidae
Source: the annotation of a GenBank genome assembly
UUUUCGGUAAAAAUGGCGAAAGCUACCGUCGUAGAAACUCCAGCUGGAGCUACUAAAGAUAAAUCCAAGAAUGUUAUGCGUGAUUUAAAGAUCCGUAAGCUUUGCCUUAAUAUAUGCGUCGGAGAAUCUGGUGAUAGAUUGACAAGAGCUGCAAAGGUAUUGGAACAAUUGACAGGACAACAACCUGUAUACUCAAAAGCCAGAUACACUGUUCGUUCCUUCGGUAUCCGUCGUAAUGAAAAAAUUGCCGUACAUUGCACAGUUCGUGGAGCAAAGGCUGAAGAAAUCUUAGAAAAAGGUUUAAAGGUCCGAGAAUACGAGUUAAGACGUGACAACUUCUCACAAAAUGGAAACUUUGGUUUCGGUAUUCAAGAACACAUAGAUUUAGGUAUCAAAUACGAUCCAUCAAUUGGUAUCUAUGGUCUCGAUUUCUACGUUGUUUUGGGAAGACCUGGCUAUAAUGUACAACAAAGACGCCGUAAACGUGGUGUUAUUGGAUUCCCACAUCGUCUCACGAAAGAGGAUGCAAUGAAAUGGUUCCAACAGAAGUAUGAUGGUAUAAUUUUGGGCAGCAAGAAGUAAACAAAUGAGCAUAAACAUUCUAAUUGUUCGCAACCAUAUAAAAAAAAACUCUGUUUCAAAACAUCUUGAAAUAUUAAGAUUUUAUUAAUAAAACAAAAA